AGUAUAAUAUUUGGUUAGACCAUUUUGAUAGAGUAUAAAACAUAACCCUAGGCUUGACCACCAGCUUAACAUAUCCCCGAACUUCAACCAUCAACUUAACAUUUUGGUUGAGAUGAUAUGGUCCUUUAACACAUUUAGCAUUUUAGAAUCAUGAUUUUUAUUUUUAUUUUUUUGUUAAAUUUAUAAUUACAUAGUACGACAAAUAAAAUCUUAUCAGCCCGCCUUUUACAAGAAUUUAUAUUCAUUAAAUUAGAUCAAGUUUCGCCAAAGUGAUAAAACUUUAAGCAAAUUACCUCUAUAUCACAAACAAAUUUACUAGUAUGCCCCACUUGCUACACCUAUAAUCAAACCUUACUCAUACCAAAAUGAAAUUAUUAGCCAAUAAUCAUCUUCAAUUCACCAACUCCUUUUAACACUUUCUCUCUCUUUAUUCGUGCUGGUCAUUAACUUCUCCUAUAAAAAAAUUCCAAGUCUCAUUUAUUUUACAAAGUCCAAGUCUUCCUUAGACUCUUGGUAAUAGCCAAUCUUCUUGCUUCCCAACUAACACAUUUUCCAAUACAAUUCAUUUUCCAAUACAAUUCAAAAACUCAGAAAAAUUCAAAUACCAAAAAACUCCAUUUUUCAGCCAUAAAAAAACCUCAUUCUUUACAUCAUCCCCUGUUUUUCAUCAUCACCAAAAACAAAAAUUUAAAAAUGGCGGUUGAAUUAUAUACAGAAAGUCCUUCAAGUAGAGAAAUGAGUCCUAGAAUUUCAUUCUCUCAUGAUCUUAAAAACUCAGAAAUUGUUCCAAUUGAACCCUUAAAAUCAUCUCUUCUUGAUUACGAUUUCGACUUUUGUGUCACUCGAAAAAGCUCUGAUCAAGAACCUACAUUAGCCGAUGAAUUAUUUGCAAAUGGGAUAAUUCUUCCAAUUCAAAUCAAGAAAAAAAAUAUACCCACAAUUUUAAAAUCAAAAUCAUUCUCUCCAUCUUCUUCUUCAUCAUCUUCAUCGUUGUAUUCAGCAUUCUUGCCACCAUUGCCGCCGUCCUCUGUUUUAAACAACGGCGGCGAAAGCGAAAAGGAAACAGAGGAAAAACAGAGCAACAACAACAAUUCUGGCAAAUCAACAUUUUGGACAUUCAAAAGAAGCAAAAGUUUGAAUUGUGGGAGUAUUUAUAAAAGAGGAUUAUGUCCUUUACCUCUUUUAUCAAGAAGUAAAUCAACUGGGUCUUCAACAAGUGCUAAAAGAUCAUUGAUUUCGAAAGAAGAAAAACAGUGUUAUUUGAAGAAUUCAAGCUCCAGUAAUCAUCAAAAACCUCCAUUGAAGAAGAAUUUUGGUGGGUCUUCGUUUAAUUCUGGUGUAAUUCAUGUAAGCCCUGUUCUUAAUGUUCCAACUGGCAAAGUUUUUGGGUUGGGCUCUAUUUUUUCUACUGGCAAAGAUAGAAGCAAGAAGAAAUAAAUUUCAAUCUUUAAUUUUUUAAUUUUAUUUUUUAUGAUUAGUUGAUUGAGUUGCUUGAUAUUUCUUCUAAUUAGAUUUUUAAUUUAUUUUUUUAUUAAAUUUAGCUGGUGUGAUAUGGUGGUUAAAAUUAAAUUAUAUAGCAUGUGAUUAGGUAUUAGAAAGGGAGGGUAAAGAAAUAGAGAUUAGGGAUGUGAAGAUAUCCCACAUGGAAUGGAGUAAAAGACAGGUAACUAAUUUGCUUCUAUUUUUGGAUUUAUAUUUUUUUACCCUUUUUUUGGUUUGUUAUAUACUUAUAUUUAUCUUUGUUAAUAAAAUGGGAGAAAAUACAAGUACGAGUAUUUGAAUUUUUUUUUAUCCUUUUGAUUUGUUUUCUAACUUGGUCUUUUUUUUUGUCAUGUCUUGUUAUUGUGGUACGAGACCUAAAAGGUUGGAGUAACAACUAACAAGUGCAACUACUGUAUUUGUAAAGAGUUCUCUUGUGCUGCGGUUUGAAGUUGGUUGUGUAACAAAUACUGUAAAAUGCUUAAGUACGAGUGUGUUUUACUUGUGUAUAUAAAAAAUUUCAGAGUAAGAGUAAGGCUGUGUUUAGUU
Chenopodium quinoa (quinoa) is the source of this 2028-nucleotide messenger RNA. RefSeq lists its product as uncharacterized. Bases 694 to 1437 code for a protein of 247 amino acids. NCBI's taxonomy places the organism in Eukaryota, Viridiplantae, Streptophyta, Magnoliopsida, Caryophyllales, Amaranthaceae. The record is from RefSeq and is a predicted model, not a curated record. The transcript has a single exon.